GACGGACUGUGCCUGCGGAAAGGAGUAAGGGGGAAAACAUCAUAGGUCCUCUUUGCGCGACGGCCGCCGCCUCCUCUUUGUAGUUUCAUUCCGCCGCCGCCGCUCCCCGCUCUCUCCUCUGCUUGCGGACUGCGUGGAGCACCAGCGGCGGCCAGCGGGCAGGAGGAGCUCCCUCCCCAAACAGAGAGGGGUGGGGUAUCAGUGCGUGCGCUCCUGGAGGAGGGCGUGGAAGAGCAGAGCAGGCGGCAAGCAGGGGUUUGGGAGGAUGGUUUCGCUCUCGACUUGGUUCCGCUAUGCCGCACACAAGUUUGAUUACUGCAUCUCCCUCUCGUUGAAGCAGCAACAACUAUGGAAUAAUAGCACAACGUGGACUGAUUUUUUAUUGUCUGCUCAGGAAUAGAGAAAUAUAAUGUGGGCCAGAUCAGCAGCACGCAGCUAACUGAUGUGAUAUUCAAAAAUUUCUUCCAUGGCAAGCUCACCUACGUGUGUCAGACCAAAGGGGAAGAAGCCAUGGCUCCCAUCGUAUCUCCAACUGGAGGAGCCGUCCUUGUCAGAAAGCUCGCAAAUUUGAGCCCCACAUCCAGUAUCGCUGGGCAGGUCAACCUACUCAACGCUGUUUCCUGCAGCCAUGGAUGCCACGUCCAGCAGUUCCCGUGCAUGCGCUCAAGUGUCGACUCCGUGCCCUGCAGGGAAGUGUUUGUCGGGGACGUUGUCUUGUUAAAAGACCCAGAGAAAUCUGGCAAUUUUGUUAUUCGACGACUGGCUGCCCUGGAAGGCUAUGAGAUGGUCUCUAAUGAUGAGAAGGAUGAGCCGUUUGUGCUCGAGAAAGACCAAUGCUGGGUCCUGGCAGACAACCUAGUCCUUAAGCCAAAGGAAGCUAGAGAUAGCCGCUUGUUUGGACCUGUCCCAAUGACUGACAUCCUUGGCAGAGUGAUAUACUCUUUAAGAACCGCUGUUGAUCACGGUCUAGUCGAGAACAGCGGCAUGGCCACGAAACUGGAUGGUCCAGUACUGGCAGUGGAGCUUGAUGUGGAAGAGUUGGCGAAGAACAAUAAGGCGUAGACACUUGAUGUUUUCGACAUGCUGCGCUAUAACUCACCUUAACAAUGGAUGUUUUUUUUUUGUUUAUGAUCUGCUGCUGCUUCAAGUAGAAGUGCAUUGGAAUGUUUUUUCACGGUUUGCCUGUGGAGCAGUCAAUAAUGGUCUUGACAGAUAACCCAGAGGCCGCUGGACCGUGUUCACUCAGAAUUCUCAGCAGGAUACAUCGUGUGACUGUAAUGGUUGUUUUUAGGGUUUCUUAUUCAUGAAGUUGCCGUGAAUCUUGUAUCUGCUUGUGUUCAUGGAGCCACGGUCCACGGGUAAGCUGCUGCUGCUGCGUCUUGUAGCAGAUAAACCGUCAAGAUUGUUUAGGCCUGAAAGGGAUCAAAACGUUAUGCUGAUAUAUUGAUCUGAAGUGGACAUAGGUAAAAAA
Zea mays is the source of this 1471-nucleotide messenger RNA. RefSeq lists its product as uncharacterized. Gene Ontology annotation, molecular function: serine-type endopeptidase activity. The coding region runs from base 511 to 1062 and encodes 183 amino acids. NCBI's taxonomy places the organism in Eukaryota, Viridiplantae, Streptophyta, Magnoliopsida, Poales, Poaceae. The transcript has 7 exons. The record is from RefSeq and is a predicted model, not a curated record.